Gloeophyllum trabeum ATCC 11539 is the source of this 525-nucleotide messenger RNA. Its product is annotated as lectin. The record is from RefSeq and is a predicted model, not a curated record. NCBI's taxonomy places the organism in Eukaryota, Fungi, Basidiomycota, Agaricomycetes, Gloeophyllales, Gloeophyllaceae. The transcript is spliced from 6 exons. The coding region runs from base 1 to 525 and encodes 174 amino acids.
AUGUCCAACCCUACCACCGCCGUUGUUCAGACUCAGCUGGUUGGAGGCACCGACGGCGAUAUCUUCCACGAUGGUUCUGCCCUCGGUGGUUGGCCCGCCAUGCAAAAAAUCGACAUGGCGCACCCCAUUCGGCAAAUUGAUAUAUUCUCCGGAUGGAUCGUCGACGGUGUUACCGUCACUUAUCAGCUUCAAGGAGGAAGUACUGCUAAGGGUGCCCACGGGACGUCCAGCACCAGGUCCACCGUGAAAUUGUCGGACAAGGAGACACUGUUGGCUGUUGUCGGCCGCGCAGGCAACCACAGCUACUACAAGCGAUCCGUCGUUCACCAGCUCACUUUCGUCAUCUUGGAUACUUCCAACGGCAAGGUCCGACAGGAAGGACCUUUCGGUAAUGAGGAUGCGUCUAACCAAGGAGAGGUCUUCCACGUCUCCGGGCCGAUUGCUCUGGCUGGCUAUGCUAAGAAUGGCACUGAUCCCUUGGGCCUGUCUGGAUUGUCAUUCAUCAAGGCCUCCACCUUUGAGUGA